Xiphias gladius (swordfish) is the source of this 2653-nucleotide messenger RNA. Its product is annotated as long-chain-fatty-acid--CoA ligase 3-like. Lineage: Eukaryota; Metazoa; Chordata; Actinopteri; Istiophoriformes; Xiphiidae. Gene Ontology annotation, cellular component: endoplasmic reticulum; lipid droplet; plasma membrane. Gene Ontology annotation, molecular function: long-chain fatty acid-CoA ligase activity. The record is from RefSeq and is a predicted model, not a curated record. Gene Ontology annotation, biological process: long-chain fatty acid metabolic process; long-chain fatty-acyl-CoA metabolic process; neuron differentiation.
UCAGUAGCUUCCGGGCUGGUAGCACAUACCCGGUGAUGCUCAGAUUUUAACAGUUUUACUCAAUUUUAGAUUCAUUUUAUGCGAGACUUAGUGUGACUUAUAACCAACUACACUGUGUUGAAAGAUUUUAUCAAUAUGAUGUCAGAGCUUUGGUUAUAAGGAUUAAUAUACCCGUUCCAGUCCCGCAGAGGCUAAGGCGUAGCGGUUGAGAAAAGAGAUCUGGUUGACUUGCUGCACAAAACAAACCCCCGCCUGCAACCUUCCCCCUCAGUAGCAAGUCAGAAUACUUACAGAGGAGUCACAAGUGCGGAGUUUCAUUGCUCUGCUGGUUUGAUUCACCUCCAGCGCUGACUUCAUUCUUAAAGAUGAAGUUGAAGGAGGACAUGAACCCCCUGCUGUUGCAGGUCUUCCGCUCUGUGGUCUGGGUCUACUCCGUCAUCACCUUCAUACCCUGGUAUUUCUUCUCCGGAGCUGGCGCCAAUUUGGAACAGGCUCGCCGGAUCAAGGCGCGCUCGAUAAGCAGACACCCAGCAGGGCCUUACAGGGCCAUCAACAGCCAAGGAAAGCUGGUAGCAUGGCUGCAUCCUGGGGUGGACACCCUGGACAAAAUGUUUGAACAUGCCACCAGGAGGUUUCCACAGAGAGACUGUCUGGGCACCAGGGAGGUGCUCAGUGAGGAGGAUGAGCUCCAGCCGAACGGGAAGGUCUUCAAGAAGGUGAUUCUGGGGAACUACAACUGGCUGUCGUACGAGGAAGCCUACCAGGCAGCAAAGAGUUUUGGUAGCGGUCUUGCAGCUCUCGGCCAAAGGCCUCAGUGUAAAAUCGCCAUCUUCUGUGAGACCAGAGCAGAGUGGAUUGUGGCAGCACAAGCCUGCUUCAUGUACAAUUUCCCACUUGUGACCCUGUACUCCACUCUUGGACCCACGGCCAUUGCCCACGGCCUGAACGAGACAGAGGUCACACACAUCAUCACAAGCAAAGACCUGCUUCAUAGCCGGCUUAAGGCCAUACUGAGUGAUGUUCCGAGGCUGCAGUAUAUCAUUGUAGUUGACAGUAAACCCACAAGAUGGCCAGACAUCCCCAGAGGCAUCAUGGUUUACAACAUGGAUGCUGUGAAGGAGAUUGGAUCCAGGCCUGAAAAUAUCGCAGUUGGACGCAGACAGCCGCAGUCCUCGGACAUCGCUGUCAUCAUGUACACCAGCGGCUCCACUGGCAUCCCCAAGGGUGUCAUGAUCUCCCAUGGCAACAUCAUGGCUGGCAUCACUGGCAUGGCUGAGCGAAUCCCUGACCUCAAUGAGACAGACACCUACAUUGGCUACCUGCCGUUGGCCCACGUUUUAGAGCUCAGUGCUGAACUGGUGUGCAUCUCUCAUGGCUGUCGCAUCGGCUACUCCUCUCCUCAGACCCUAGCCGACCAGUCCACUAAGAUAAAGAAGGGCAGUAAAGGGGAUACCAGCGUGCUGAAACCUACUCUCAUGGCUGCCGUACCAGAGAUCAUGGAUCGCAUCUACAAGAAUGUGAUGACCAAAGUGGAGGAGAUGAGCAAGUUCCAGAAGACGCUCUUUGUGCUGGCUUACAACUACAAGAUGGAGCAGAUCUCCAAGGGCUACAGCACGCCUCUCUGUGACAGUCUGGUGUUCAAACGGGUGCGUGCGCUCUUGGGAGGGAAACGGGUGCUGCUUUCUGGCGGAGCACCACUCUCAGCUGCCACACAGCGCUUCAUGAACAUCUGUCUGUGCUGCCCUGUGGGGCAGGGCUAUGGCCUGACGGAGACCUGUGGAGCUGGCACCAUCAGUGAGGUGUGGGACUACAGCACGGGACGUGUUGGUGCUCCACUUGUUUGUUCAGAGAUCACACUGAAGGACUGGGAGGAGGGUGGUUACUACAGCACAGACAAGCCCAACCCACGGGGCGAAAUUUUGAUCGGCGGGCCCAAUGUAACGAUGGGUUACUACAAAAACGAAGCCAAGAACCGCGAGGACUUUUUUGUGGAUGAGAACGGCCAGAGAUGGUUCUGCACUGGAGACAUUGGAGAGUUCCACCCCGACGGAUGCCUCAAGAUCAUCGACCGUAAGAAGGACCUGGUGAAAUUGCAAGCAGGCGAGUACGUCUCUCUAGGAAAAGUGGAGGCUGUUUUGAAGAACUGCCCUCUCAUUGACAACAUCUGUGCCUAUGCCAACAGUGACCAGUCAUACGUGAUCAGCUUUGUGGUGCCUAAUCACAAGCAGCUAAUGGCGCUGGCAGAGCAGAUGCAGGUGAGGGGCACAUGGGAGGAGAUCUGCAACAACCCCCUGAUGGAGAAAGAGGUCCUCUGCAUCAUUACUGAAGCUGCUAUCUCAUCAAAACUGGAGCGAUUUGAGAUCCCCAAGAAGAUCCGGCUGAGUUCUGAGCCCUGGACACCAGAGACUGGCUUGGUCACUGAUGCAUUCAAACUGAAACGCAAGGAGCUCAAAACGCACUACCAGGAAGACAUUGAGAGGAUGUACGGUGGAAAAUAACACAGACAGACUCCCAACAACACAUAAACACAUACACAUAUAAACUUGCACACACACACAAGGAGCUCAGAAGCCACUACCAGGACAACUUGGAGAGGAGUUAUACUUUAGAUACAGGUAACACACACACACACACACACACACACACACACACA